AAAAGCGUCUUCGUCUUCCCGAACUGAUCUCUCAUUUCCUUCCCCGCGAGCCCCGGCGACCGGAGCCUCCUCGCCGUCGGCCAGGAUGCAGCAGCGGCGCCCCGCCGCCGGCCGGCCCUCCGGGACGGACGGCUCCGACUUCUCCUACCGCAUGGUCGUCGACUCCCGGUACCAGAGGGUUGCCGACGGCAGAUCCCGCCUCGGCCGACUCAUCCUCGUGCAGGCUCUGCACCAAGUGGCCGGGGGUGCCCUGCUGUUGCUGGCUCUGGCGAAGGGCGUGGAGAUGAACAAGUUUGCCGUGAUGUCUGUGGCUGCAGGACUGCUGGCCAUUCUGCUGGGAGAAAUAGGACGGAGGCGAACUAUCGCUGUGCUGCUUCGGCUGUAUACAAGCUUGUCAUCAAUUGCUGUUGCAUUCUCUGUUACAUGCAUUAUUCGGUCAGAGUUGUUAUUCAAGAUCACGAAGCAAAAUACAUCAUCCCUAACAAGCCAUGAACUACUGGAGGCCGUUCGUGUUGCUCUUGGUGUCCUGCUUCAACUGGUGGUUAUCGCUACAACAAGCAGGCUUCUGCAAAAUAUGUCUCCUCCCAGGAGAGCUUCAUGAACGUUGUGAUAUGGCAGUUGUGCUUUACCGUUAGAAACUGCUAGUGAUACUUCUUUUUGUACUUGUGGAACUUGCAAGAGACAUGUAAUGAAUGAAGGGGCAAUCGGUUCACAAAUC
This is a messenger RNA of Oryza brachyantha (malo sina), 718 nucleotides long. RefSeq lists its product as uncharacterized. Lineage: Eukaryota; Viridiplantae; Streptophyta; Magnoliopsida; Poales; Poaceae. The record is from RefSeq and is a predicted model, not a curated record. The transcript is spliced from 6 exons. Bases 86 to 601 code for a protein of 171 amino acids. Gene Ontology annotation, biological process: vesicle-mediated transport; endoplasmic reticulum organization. Gene Ontology annotation, cellular component: endoplasmic reticulum membrane.